This is a messenger RNA of Cladophialophora carrionii CBS 160.54, 1698 nucleotides long. RefSeq lists its product as uncharacterized. Gene Ontology annotation, biological process: transmembrane transport. Lineage: Eukaryota; Fungi; Ascomycota; Eurotiomycetes; Chaetothyriales; Herpotrichiellaceae. Bases 1 to 1698 code for a protein of 565 amino acids. Gene Ontology annotation, molecular function: transmembrane transporter activity. The transcript has a single exon. The record is from RefSeq and is a predicted model, not a curated record.
AUGUGGUCAGUAGUGCAGUACCGACGAAUCGGCAACCGCGUGGAAAGGGACUGGCAGAGGCAGAGACACCAACACGGCGACCCGUACGGAGAGACUAAGCUCUUGGGUGCUGAAGCCGGGUCGGGAUUGAGCAAUGUCGAAUCCAACGCACAACAACAUACAUCUGAAGAGUCGAGCACCGAAACCGCAACCUACCACACGCCAACGAGUCUUGAGAAGCACGCCCACACGGACUCCGAACACAAUGGCAUCGAUGGCAGGACGGGUACCAGUAAGGAGACUGUCGUUCGUCUCCAGGGGGACGCCGACCCUCUUGACCCACACAACUGGUCUCUGGCCGCCCGGUGCAAGAACAUCGCCAUCCUGUCGUUCCUCAUCUUCUCCCAGGGAUGGGCCAGCGGUGCUGACUCGAUGGCCAACACGCGCAUGAGCGAGGCCUACGGCGUCAGCAAGGUGGCCGCCAAUCUCUCGCAAGCAAUGUACCUCUUUGGCAUCGGCUCCGGAUGUCUCUUCUGCGGGCCCUUGUCAGAGACGGUCGGCCGCAAUCCAGUCUACCUGGGGAGCACGUUCUGCUACCUGUGCUUUGUGCUCGGCUGCGCAUUCACCUCGAACCUGGGCUCCCGAAUUGUAUGUCGGUACUUCGUCGGCCUGUUCGCCAGCGCCGCGCUGGGCAUCAACGGCGCCAGUGUCAGCGACCAGUUCCGGCCCGUCAAGCGCGCGUUCGCAUUCCCGAUCAUUGCAUGGGCCAACGUCGCGGCGCCGAUGCUCGCCCCCGUCGCGGGUGGAUGGCUCGUCCAGGAUCCCCGUCGAAGCUGGCACUGGCCCGACUGGGUGACACUGAUAAUAUCCGGGGUCGCGUUUAUCGUCGCCCUGCUCUUCCUCCCGGAGACGUAUCUGCCCGUGCUGCUGGAUUGGAAGGCGAAACACCUUCGCCGCGUCGCCACGGCCUCGGGGGUAUCCUGCGCUCGACACACAUACGUGUCCGAGCAUGCCGAAAAAGCAUCCCUGGCGCAGCGCCUGCGACAGACCCUCCCCAUGCCAAUCGUGUACUUCAAGAACGAGCCCGUGGUGGCCGUGCUGGGAAGCUACCUCAUCCUGAUCUACAUCCUGCUGUUCAGCUUCCUCUCGGGCUUCGACUACAUCUUCACGCAGACGUACGGGCUCUCGCACGGGCUGACGGGCUCGUGCUUCGCCUCCAUCGCCGCGGGGUCGACGGUCUUCACGCUCUCGGCGCCGGCGCUGUUCCGCUGGUCGCGCGAAAAGACCGACCACGUCCGCCACGCGCCCGUCCAACCCGAGUACAGACUGUGGCCCGCGAUCGUCACGUCGCCGCUGCUGCCCCUCUCGCUGUUCUGGCUGGGCUGGACCGACUACGCGAGCGUCUCCGUCUGGUCCGGUCUCGCGGCGUGUUUCUGCUUCGGCGUCGUCGCCACGGCCCUCUACGUCAGCAGCUACGAGUACAUCGUCGACAGCUACACCGAGCACAGCGCCGUGGCGCUCGCCAGCAUCACCAUGGCGCGGUAUUUGAUCGCGGGCACCAUGGUCGUCGCCGCCAGGCCCAUGUAUGAGGGCAUUGGAGUGCACUGGACGAUGACGCUUUUGGGGUGUCUUGCUCUGCCACUGACGCCCGCGCCGCUCCUUCUCAAAUGGUAUGGUGAGAAGUUGAGGGCAAAGAGCCCUUUGGCUGAGAGUCCCUAA